ACAGCUAACGGUACUCCUCCGUGGCCGUUGGUAACUUAACGAGCUAACUUAGCUCGCUUAGCUAACACUAGCUCGACUAUUUUUGGAUAAAAGCUUGCUAGUAGCGAGCUAGUGUGCUAGCAAGAGAAGCUAACAGCUACAUAAACUGUUUUGACAUUUAACGUUCACCUGCAUAAGCUAGUUAAGUCUCUUAACGGCCGGCUAGCUAAACUUAAAGUAGCAUUGCUAUCUCUAAUUCUGAGCUAGAAGUCAGAAAGCUAGAUUUCUUAUUAAAUGUAUAUAAUUAAUAUAACCGUUAACUCUCAAUUUAAGUGUGCUAGUCUGUAAACUUCGCCUAAUUGUCGCCGUUUUCUUGGUAAAUUUCGUUACAGUGAAAGCCACACAGGAGAAUGAAGUGCAAUGUCCAAAGUAGCCCUCCACUGCAGGAUAUUAUGGUGCUCAUUUCGGCUCAUUCACCAGCGUUAGCUGCCUCUUAAAGAUAAUAACUGGCAAUAAACUGGGCCAAGUAUCCUGCAGCAGGUCCUGGAAAUUGUAAGGGCUUUGGUGGACAAAACGAGAGGAGACAGGCCAGCUGGAAGUCUGCUUGUGCCUUGAAUUUCCUGUCCCAGGCAGCAGCCAUGGAGGAGGAGGUGAGCAUGGAGUAUUUGCUGGAGCAGGUGAUGCAGAAGGACCUGGGGAAGAGGCUCCAGGUGGGCCAGGAGGUUAUAGACCUCAUCCUGGGAGAGGAGAGGUCCCCCCAGCUGGAGCAGGACCAGACCAUGCUGGACAGGAUGGUGGAAGCAGUGGCCAGCUCCUGGGUCAACGCCAGCAACUUCAAGGUGGUUUUGCUGGGGAUGGACAUUCUGUCAGCUCUGGUCAGCAGACUGCAGGAGAAAUUCAGGACUCAGGUUGGAACAGUUUUGCCGAGCCUGAUAGAUCGGCUAGGAGACGCCAAGGACCAAGUUCGAGACCAGGACCAAGCACUUCUACUGAAGAUUAUGGACCAGGCUGCAAACCCACAGUAUGUGUGGGAGCGAAUGAUGGGAGGCUUCAAGCAUAAGAACAACAGGACCAGAGAAGGACUCUGCCUUUGUCUCAUCUCAACCCUAAAUGUGUUUGGAUCUCAGAGUCUGACGCUCAGUAAAAUCGUUCCUCACAUCUGUAACCUCCUCGGAGAUCCCACAAGUCAGGUGCGUGAUGGAGCCAUGAACUGCCUUGUGGAGAUCUACCGCCACGUCGGAGAACGAGUGAGAAUGGACCUGGGAAAGAAGGGUCUACCUCAGUCACGGUUGAACGUCAUCUUCAGUAAAUUUGACGAAGUUCAAAGGUCAGGGAACAUGGUCCUGUCACCUGUGUCAGACAAAAACUUUGAGGACGAUGACUCGGUGGACGGCGGCCGCUCCUCGUCCUCGUCCAAAGGAGCCUCGCUGUCCGGGAGGAAGCCGGUGAGCAUGGGUUCAUUUCGGCGCCCUGCCUCCGCCUCCAGCACCAAGUCUGCAGGGAGGGACGGGUCGAGUGCUGGAGCUGUGGAUGAGGAGGACUUCAUCCAAGCCUUUGAGGAUGUUCCCACAGUGCAGAUCUUCUCUAAUAGGGAGGUGGAGGAGGCCAUGACGAAGAUUCGAGACGUGCUGUCAGACGAUAAGAGGGACUGGGAGCUCAGAGUGGCAGCUCUGAAGAAGGUGCGCUCGCUGCUCCUGGCCGGCGCAGCAGAGUUCGAUGGGUUUCCGCAGCAGCUGCGGCUCAUGGAGGCGGCGUUCAAACUGUCUGCCAAGGACCUCCGCUCUCAGGUGGUGAGGGAGGCCUGCAUCACGCUGGGCCACCUGUCGCUAGUGCUCGGCAGCCGGUUCGACCACGCGGCAGAGGCCAUCAUGCCGAUUCUCCUCAACCUGGUCCCCAACACUGCCAAAGUCAUGGCCACCUCCGGCAUGGCCGCCAUCCGCCUCAUCCUCAGACACACACAUUACCCACGUCUCAUCCCCAUCAUCACCAGCAACUGUACCUCCAAAUCUGUGGCUGUCAGAAGGCGCUGCUACGAGUUCCUGGACCUGCUGCUGCAGGAAUGGCAGACGAGCUCUCUGGAGAGACAUGGAGCAGUUUUAACUGAGACUAUAAAGAAAGGGAUCCAUGAUGCAGACGCCGAGGCUCGCUCUGUGGCCAGAAAGUGUUACUGGUGUUUUCACGGGCACUUCCGUCGGGAGGCGGAGCAGCUGUUCCAGGGCCUGGAGUCGUCCUAUCAGAAAGCUCUGCAGGCUCACCUGAGGAGCGGAGACAGUCAGAUGUCGCUGCCCGCUUCGGAUCGCUCGUCCUCGUCCUCCCAGGAGAGCCUCAAUCGACCACAGUCUGUAAAACACACCUUUGGAAGCAGCACAACAAGAUCCAAAGCUGCCCACCCCAGGACGCCUGCUGCAGCCUCCUCUCCAGGCUCCCUCCAGCGCUCUCGCAGCGACGUGGACGUCAACGCGGCGGCCACCGCCACCGCCCGUACCAGGAUGCCCGCCGUGCCCUCUGCCGUGCCGUCAUCGGCUUCGCCCUUCAGCUCAGCCUCGGCACUUCCCCCUGGAUCCUACGCUUCACUGGGCCGAGUACGAACCAGCAGAACGAGUUCAGGAAACGGUCCGUCUGUGACAGACAGCCGGGGAAGGAGUCGAGGGAAAGUCGUCUCACAGUCUCAACCCAGUAGUAGGUCAGGCUCUCCCGGCCGACUGCUGAGCUCCACCUAUGGCAGGAUCCCGAGGCCGACGAUGGGCACUGCCGCCGCCGCCGCCAACAGCACCUCCAGCAACCUGACCGACAAGAGCCGGCCCCGAGCUCACCGCAGCCACGGCUGCAGCCGAGAGACCAGCCCCAACAGAUCGGGCACGGCCCGGAGCCGAAUCCCCCGGCCGAGCAUGAGUCAGGGCUGCAGCCGCGAAACCAGUCGCGAGAGCAGCCGCGACACCAGCCCCGCCAGGGGUUUCUCCCCCCUGGCGACUCGUCGUCACUCCCGUUCAACCAGUGCCCUGUCCUCUGCAGAGUGCUACUCAGACCGGCUGUCCCAUCAGGCUCGGAUCUCGGCCUCCGUCAACGCCAUGAGAAUCCUCAACACCGGCACCGACGUCGAGGCUGCCGUUGCGGAUGCUCUGCUCUUGGGAGACUCGAGGAGUAAGCGGAGGCCGGUGAGGCGGCGUUUCGAGUCACCAGGAAUAUACUCGGAUGACGACGCCAACAGUGACGCCUCCAGCGCCUGCUCCGAUCUCUCGUACAGCUCGCGCAACGGCGGCAUGGCUCCACACUACCUGCGCCAGACAGAAGACGUGGCCGAGGUGCUGAACCACUGCGCCAGCGCCAACUGGUCUGAGAGAAAGGAGGGGCUGCUGGGACUGCAGAACCUGCUCAAGAGCCAGAGGAUGCUCAGUCGUGUGGAGCUGAAGAGGCUUUGUGAGAUCUUCACCAGGAUGUUUGCAGACCCUCACAGCAAGAGAGUCUUCAGCAUGUUCCUGGAGACUCUGGUGGACUUCAUCACGCUGCACAGGGAGGACCUGCAGGACUGGCUGUUUGUUCUGCUCACUCAGCUGCUGAAGAAGAUGGGUGCCGACCUGCUGGGCUCCGUCCAGGCCAAAGUCCAGAAGGCCCUGGACGUCACCAGAGAGUCCUUCCCGUAUGAGCAGCAGUUCAACAUCCUGAUGCGUUUCAUCGUGGAUCAGACGCAGACGCCCAACCUGAAGGUGAAGGUGGCCAUCCUGCGCUACAUAGAGGCACUCGCCCGCCAGAUGGACCCGGCCGACUUCGUCAACUCCAGCGAGACGCGCCUUGCAGUCUCGCGCAUCAUCACCUGGACCACCGAGCCUAAGAGCUCCGACGUGCGCAAGACCCUUCAUAACUGGGCAGGGGAGGAUUUCUCAGGCCGACCCAGCACCGUGGCCUCUCUGCCUGGAGAGGGCAACCUGGAGGAGAGGUGCAAGCAGGCGGCCCAGGUGGUGCUAAUCGCCCUGUUUGAGCUGAACACACCGGAGUUCACCAUGCUGCUGGGCGCUCUGCCCAAAACCUUCCAGGACGGGACCACCAAGCUGCUGCACAACCACCUGAGGAACGCCAGCGCCAACAGCGGCAUCGGCAUGGCGUCUCCCAGUAACACUUCGGGUCGGACGCCUCCACGCCAGCCGGGCAGCCGCAGCAGCCCGCUUACCUCACCCACCAACUGCUCCCAUGGGGGGCUUUCUCCCAGUCGGCUGUGGGGUUGGAGCGCAGACGGGCUCUCCAAGUUCCCUCCUCCACCCUUCCCCUCCCCUCUUCCUCCACCCACUGCCCACUCUUCCCUGAAGGCAAUGCAGCGAGCUUACUCACCCAGCAUGCUGGAGUACGACAGUGAGAACCUGAACUCGGAGGAGAUCUACAGCUCUCUGCGCGGCGUCACCGAGGCCAUCCAGAACUUCAGCUUCCGCAGCCAAGAAGACCUGAUGGAGCCGCUGAGACGAGACGGCAAGAGGGACGGCAUGUCCGGAGUCGGGGCGUCCUCAGACGGUGACAUGGUGGGGGGAGGACGCACGGCCUUGGACAACAAGACGUCGCUGCUGAACACGCCUUCGCCGCGUUCCUUCGCCGGCCCACGCUUCAGAGACUACAACCCGUACAACUACACCGACAGCAUCAGCACACUGGACAAAGCUGCCCUGAAGGAGGCGCUGUAUGAGGACGCUGUGGAGCGAGACGGCUGCCGACAAGAAUGUGGCGAAAACAAGAUCAUGAACCCCAAAAGCUUCCCAGCAGGCCCCGCUGAGCAGCUGGAGCUGGUCGGGGAACUGCUGAAGCAGUUCUCCCAGGGCCAGGCAGGGGAGCGGGGCCCCGAGGAGCGACGGGGGACCCUGCUGGAGCUGCUGAAAGUGGCCCGAGAGGACAGCGUGGUGGUGUGGGAGGAACACUUCAAGACCAUUCUGCUGCUGCUGCUCGAGACGCUGGGAGACAAAGACCACACGAUCCGGGCGCUGGCCCUGCGAGUCCUGAAGGAGAUCCUGAGGAACCAGCCGGCCCGCUUCAAGAACUACGCCGAGCUUACCAUCAUGAAGACGCUGGAGGCUCAUAAAGACACGCACAAGGAGGUGGUGCGUGCGGCGGAGGAGGCGGCCUCCACGCUGGCGGGCUCCAUCCACCCAGAGCAGUGCAUCAAGGUCCUCUGUCCCAUCGUGCAGACGGCAGACUACCCCAUCAACCUGGCCGCCAUCAAGAUGCAGACGAGGGCCACCGAACGCAUCACCAAGGAGCCGCUCCAUCAGCUGCUGUCUGACAUCAUACCUGGACUCCUGCAGGGCUACGACAACACAGAGAGCAGUGUGAGGAAGGCCAGCGUCUUCUGCCUGGUGGCCAUCUACUCCGUGAUCGGAGAGGAGCUGAAGCCUUACCUGGCUCAGCUGACCGGCAGCAAGAUGAAGCUGCUCAACCUGUACAUCAAGAGGGCCCAGACCUCCACCAGCAACAGCAGCAGCUCAUCCGACAUCUCCUCCUACUAACUCCCACAGCACACGCUUAGCUUUCAUCAUCUCCGUAACACAGAAACCGUUUCAUUCCAUCCGCCGAUGCCAGAUCUGAAGUAAAAAGUCAAUGCGAACAGGAUCAUGAUUAUCUAGAAACCUCAUCUUCUGAACCAACUUCUGUUGUCAAAAUUAUUCCCAUUUCAUUCCUUCAGCUGCUGAUAAAGCUGAAGUCGUCUUGAGGAGCUCAUGCUGUCAUGGCUCCAGUUUCUGGACCAUCUUCUCAUCAUCUUGAAAGCUUAGCUAAUUAUUGUGAGGUAAAGUGAUCCUGGCCGCUAAGACGUUUCAUAAAGAACCAGCAUCUUCUUCCUCCUCUUUCACACUACCGCUAGAGUCAUGAGCCUUAAAACGUUAUCUUCCAUCGACCUCCGAUGAAACCAAGGUGAUCGUAGAAACCACUUUUUAGAGGCUGUGUGCCUGAAACAAAGAUCUCUUCUUCCUACUCGCUCCUCAUUUCAGCAUCAAGACCAUCUUAUUUCGUGGGCUGGAUCUGAGGUGCUCUUUGGAGCUGAGGUGAAAAAUAUGUCUGAACGUUAUCCCUAGCAUUGAGACCGUCUUCUUAAACUUGUAAAAGACCCGAGGUGAGUAUGAAAUCGUGGAAGAAGAGGAGAGUUUUUGCGGUGUAACUUCCUUCCUCUCAGUGCAGGAGGAAACCUGUGGCUAUCAGUAUUUGUAUUCAUUUUUAGUACCUUUUAAUCCACUUCUUUGAACAUUUUUUUUGCUUUGACACAUCAAACUUUAUUGUAUAUUGAAUGUAAAGAGCUUUGACAGGAUGUGGAUCUCACCUGUGUUUCUCCUUCCUAACUACUGCCUCAUUGUACCUGGUGGAUCAAUCUUAAAGGCGUUGGAAUAUUUUCCAAUUUGAACAUGUGCAUUUGAUGAAUUUUGAGCCGUAUGGAGUAAGAAAGUGGCACUAUAGUUUUUAAAAGGCUGAAUUCAAGGGUCCAUCUGAAGAUUAAUAUGUCCAAAAUAAUGAGCUUUGAUUUUGAAAUUGGGCUGACACCUUAAUGAGAACAACAACAGAAGAACGUUGUUUGUUUUCUGUUGUUUUACUCAUUAAUAAAACAGAAAUACACGUUAGCUUUCAAAAAAUGUGAAAUCCAAGUUCAUCUUAGUUUACAUUGAAUGAUCAUUUGGCUGGCCAAUGAUUUUAAGCACUACAAUGAUUAAAGAAAGUUUUAUUAUUUUGGGCCCAACUACCAGCAGAAGAUAUCAGUGUUGUUAUUUAAAGUGUGCAAAAUCAUUUUUCCGGUGUGAAGAAAAGAAGGACUUAAUUUGUUCUGUGUAACACUUAUCAGUUGAAUUCCCGCUUAAAAACCUACAAUAGAUAAUACACUUUAUAACGUUUUUAUUUUAUAAAUGUCAAACAAAGAUUUCAGCUUUUUCUUUCCCUACCUGGAUUGAAAAACAUCAAAUUGAAACUACUAGAUGUUUUUGGACAGGGUUUUCCUAAUAUAUAAACUAUUAAAAUUAUGCCUCUGAUCUCAUACAUGUUGCUUUUGCCAAGCGCUGAAUGAGUCAUUUUUGUAUUGAAAUUAUGAUUUGAAAGACAAUGAUUUUUGAAAUCGCAAGAGCUGCAAAUGUAAUUAUAACUUGCCUAAUUAACAGUGUCUUAACAAGCUGUAGGAGGUGAGUUUUAGUCUGCGACUGUUGACCGGCAGCUUUACUCAGCUGCAGCAAAGUAACAUUAAACACACAUAUAACACCUGUCCACAACAGGCCACCUACUGUAUGUAAUUGUUAUUAAUAGAUACAACACCACUUUUAAAAGUCAUGAUUAUAUCUGAAUAUUAUUGAGUAAUGUUAAGUUCACCACUAAUGUACUAUCUUAAUAAAAGUGGGCCAAACUGGUCUAUUUUUCUAUAGAAAACGAGCAGAGAUGAAUUUUCUGAGACUGGUUUGAACUUUGGGAUGAUUUCAAUAACAAACAUCUGAUUUUAAAAUCAUGUAGGCCACAAAUACAUGUUACAGGAGUUUUACUUACAGAAAAUUAUUACAAUUUAAAUCGCAAUAUUCGUCAGAAAAAUUGCAAUUACUGUCCUCAAAUUGUUCAGCCUUACGUUUGCCUUCUCUUUCAUCCUGAGAUUAAAUCUGAGCCCCGUCCCAAAGAAGCCUGCUUUUAUCCAUAUUGUGAUAUCAUUUCAUUGCAUAAAAAUUUGAAAUACUUAAAGUAUUGAAGUAGUCUACACAAGCUAUGAGAGAUAUUCUCAUUGCCAUGCAACGAUUUAGCAGGAGGAUAGCUGCUGUCGUACAAUGGGACCAAACACAUUCACACAGUCUUCUGAUCAAAAAUGAAGACGGCUGUUAAAACUAUUAAAAAUCUGCUCUUUUUAAAGAUGUUUUUAUGGAAAGACGUCUGCCAGGCGUUUGUAGUUAUUAAAUAAGUUAUAUUUGUAAAUGUAGUAAAAAGAAAUACAGGAGUUGGCAGUGGGACAAAAACGUUGUGAUGCUUGAAAGCAGGCGCGAAGAUUUAAUAGUUUUUUAAUUAAACUGUCCAAAGUUAGAACAUUUUAAAGGCGUCCUAAAUCUUUAAUUCACAUUUAUUUGAUAAAAAUUGAUUACAUGUUUAAAAGAUUAAAUUAACUUUUCCAAUUUUUCUAUUAUGGAUUUUUUUUUAUUUUAAUGGAAAAUUAAAUUGAUAAGUGUUACAUGGACCUAAUUUACCAUCUAUAUAUAUAUUUAAAAUCCUACAGUGGAUUUUUAAUCAAUUUCAAGGACUGAAAGUACACAAAAGCCACUCAGAAAUAACAAUAGGAUUUUAGAAAAAUAAAAGAAAACCAUCAACAGACUUAGAAGGAUGUUCUGUUUAAACUGGGAGUUUAUUGGUUUUGAUGUCUGCUGUCUUACAGGCUUGGAAAUACACAAGCUGCCAAGUCAAGACUACUGUGAUUUGUUGAGUUUCAUUCCAAAAUACUGUAAUAUAUAUAUGUUAUAUUACACUUAAAAAGUAAUCUAAAGGUCAAGAUCGAGGUCUAAAUGUCUCAAAAAUAGUAUCAGUAUUUUAAUUUAUGACAGUUUUUUGUUGGCAGUGAACUAAUAAUCAGUGUGUGGGGUUUCUGAUGCUGACAAACUGUUUACAAUGUAUUCUUGUUUUAAAGAGAUGGUUUAACAGUUGAACUGUUUUGGGAAGAAACUCCUCUCUAUCAGUUGUUCCUAAAUUGAAUGUAAGUCACCUUGAGACUUCAUCCUUUAAAAUGUGAAAUAUUUUAGCAAAUGACGAAUGGGCAAUACCUAAAUCUGACAGAAAGGUUGACAAUCUGAAUGAUUAGAUGCUACUAAAAGCAAGUGACAAUGCUAAUUGAUGAACUGUAAAGUGCUAGCGUUACGGGAAGUCCUGUUGAAAAUGAAAAGAGAUGGUUUGGUCUUUGGACAUUAGCAAUAAACUCUAAGAAAUCCAGCUUGGAUUUUCACGUCGAAGCACUGUAAAUUUCCAUUGUGUUCCUCCUUUGAGACGCUCUCGCUGGUCAAUGUACAGAAGUGUCUUUUUUUUUUUUUUUUUUUUUAAGUGCACCUAUAAUAAAAUGUUACUGCUGCUUAUUAUAAUACUAACAAACGCGCCUAAUAACUCCAGCGUAUGUACUGUAUCUCAACAGAAAGUUUUAGGUACAGUUAAGAUGAUUGAGAGCAAAACUUACUGACUGAACACUGAUACUGUUAAAUCCUCUGAACUUUCCUGGUGCUAAACUCCGCCUGUCUGGCGCACAAGGGAAGUUCAAACAAACGCUACAGAGCAGGUUUAAGCCAUAUUAAAGGAAUAGUUCGACAUUUUGGGAAAUCACUACUUUGCUUUCUUACCGAGAGUUAGAUGAGAAGAUUGAUGCCACUCUCGUGCCUGUACACUAAAUGUGAAGCUGCAGCCAGGUAGCUUAGCUUAGCUUAGCAUAAAGACUGGAAACAGCUUGCCCAGUUCUUUCCAAAACUCCCUGCGCCCAGCCAAGAACUAGUCCAGCACGCAAGGCUGGAUUACCAACUGGGCAAAGCGGGCAACUACCCAGGGGCCUAAGACAAUAAGAUAAUUUGAUUAAUCACAAAAUUGUUAGAAAUUUGCACACCUAAAGUGCAUCAUGACGCAUGACAGGCCCUCCAUCCUCUAUAUUGUGGCCCCGGUCUUGUAGAGGGAUGCUGUGUCAAAAUCUAGUUUUACGACCUUAAUUAUUUUAGUUUAUAUUAUACUUAUUUGUUGUAAAACCGUUAAAAACUGUCAAAUUACUUCCAAACCAAGGGAAAGUAGUAUUACGCCAUCAUAGGAGCACUGUAAGGCUGCAACCAACAAUUAUUUUCAUUAUCAGUGGGUCUGACAGUUAUUUCCUUUAAUAAUCAUUUGACUGUUUAGAGUAUAAAAUGUCAGUAAGAAGUGAAAGAGGCUCAUCAUUAUUCCUUGAAGCCCAAGUUAACAUAUUCAGAUGUCUGAAUUGUCCGACCAGCAGUCAAAAACCCAAAGAGGUUGAGUUUACUGUCAGAGAAAACUAUAAAAACUAGCAAAUAAUCACAUUUAAGAAGCUGGUGCUGGGAAUUGUUGCUUAAACAAUGACAAACAAUUAGUUAUCAAAAUUGGUGCCAAUUCAUUUUCUGAUUAAUCAACUUAUCAUUUGGGGUACUGGUUGGUUUCUGGGUGCCUGGGAAAAUAAUGAAACUGCCAAUAGGGCCACCAAUAUCAAGUAUUACACCCCCCCCCCCAAAAGACCCAGUCUUUAUGCUAAGCUAAUCUAAGCUAGUGGCCAUACCUUCAUAUUUACCGUACAGACAUAAGAGAGGCAUCAAUCUGAACAUCUGACUCAGCAGAAACGUGAAUAAGAGUAUUUCCCCAAAUGUCGAAAAUGCCUUUAAUGCGACACGUGAACCCAGAAAGUGAAGGAUGGUUUUACUGAAUAUUUCCAGGCCUUAUUAUGUUUCUUCGAACUCGUACUCGGACUGUUAAAUGUACUGUACCAGUGCCCAUUGUCACUUAUCUCAGUUGUGAGAAUUUGGCAAUUUGAUCAGCUUUUAACUCUGGAUUGAAUGUUACCUCCAGAACCAAUGAAGUCCUCUACAGCUCGUCGUCCAGUGAUCCAGUGUCAGCCGCCUGCUGCCGUUUAGGCGACUGAAAUUGAUUUCCCUUUACUUUUUAUGUACAGUGUGAUUUAAAACUACAACUUCUAAACUACGUCUGCAUGCGUACUUCAGAGGAAUCAUAGGAUAUUUCCAGCUGCGUUGCUGUCAAAUGUAGUUAGACACAAGCAAUCGAGCAAAAACUCCAAAUUGAAGAUUUAAAAUCGUACUUUUGAUUUCCUGAAUAUGUGCCUUUGGGUAACGAUUUCUGGCGAUAUACCUGGUUGUCCUGUACAAUACUAACCUGUACUAACACUAAAAUACACUGCUUCUUAAGGUGAACUUCAUAAACUAAUGUGAGAACAAAACGUUUUGAUGAAGAGAUGCAGUGCUGUAAAUAAGCUUCAAGCCAGUGGGGAAAUGGCAAUAUUUUCCAUGGAAACCACUUACAAUGCAUGGCUCCCGUUUUUUUUUUUUUUGUUUUGUUUUGUUUUUUUUUAGUUGAUUUAGUUUUAUUUCAUGCUAUACAAUAUUUAUGUUUUAUUUUCCUGUGUAUGAUUGUAUAUAUUUACAUGUUUGGUUCUCUUUCACCUGUGAUAGACUUUGCAGAACUUGAAAUAAACUAUCAGACUUCUA
This is a messenger RNA of Siniperca chuatsi (mandarin fish), 11147 nucleotides long. Its product is annotated as CLIP-associating protein 1-B-like. The transcript has 41 exons. NCBI's taxonomy places the organism in Eukaryota, Metazoa, Chordata, Actinopteri, Centrarchiformes, Sinipercidae. Gene Ontology annotation, molecular function: kinetochore binding; microtubule binding. Gene Ontology annotation, biological process: mitotic spindle assembly. The record is from RefSeq and is a predicted model, not a curated record. Bases 618 to 5462 code for a protein of 1614 amino acids. Gene Ontology annotation, cellular component: mitotic spindle; microtubule organizing center; cytoplasmic microtubule.